Messenger RNA from Adineta ricciae, 1209 nucleotides. The record is from the annotation of a GenBank genome assembly. Lineage: Eukaryota; Metazoa; Rotifera; Eurotatoria; Adinetida; Adinetidae.
AUGGCGUCUAUGCCAAGAAAAGGAAAAGUCAGUUUUGGUUUUAAACAAGCAAAUCGACAAAAGAAUCAACCAUCGAAGGAGUUUGACAAUUAUGAAGAAGAGCCGUACAUGAAUUUCAGUCAAUUGAAUCGAAAACGGUCACGAGAAUCGCAUAGUCCGAAAGCGAAUAAAACCAAGAAAUUCAAACAAGAAUUCAAUCAUCUCGAUCCUCAUUCAGCGAAUUUCCAAAUGUUGACAGAUGAACUUUUAAAACAUUACAAUCGAGUCAGACAACUCGAAUCGACAUAUACAUUGAAGUGGAAACUUUGUCAAGAUCUUUUUUCUAUGUUUGUUGGAAUUGUGCCAAAUUUGGGGGUUUAUCUAGUAGGAUCAAGUGCAAACGGGUUUGCUACAGAAGAUACUGAUGCCGAUAUAUGUAUUGUGAUUUCAUCCUACCCAAUUGAUCAAAAACGUGAAGCGGUGAAAUUUCUGGAAAUAGUUCGACGUGCGCUACGAAAAAAAAUCUUUGCUGGCUCUUGUGAACUGAUACGUGCUCGUGUACCUAUUCUGCGGUUCACUGAUUAUGCAACUCGACUAAGAUGCGACGUGAAUAUAAACAAUGCCACUGGAAUACGAAAUACAGAUCUCUUACGGUUUUAUUCCGAAACCGACGAACGUGUUGCCCCGCUUGUUCUCACACUGAAAACAUGGGCUAAGUUUCACAAUAUCAAUGAUGCAAGUCAAAAGACACUAUCAAGUUAUUCCAUAACAUUGAUGUGUAUCUUCUUUUUACAAAGUGUCGUCAAGCCGGCAGUUUUACCUGUUUGGCAAGCGUUAUUGCCGGAUCGUUUUGAUGUUAACAUUCCUGUUUCGCAAUUGAAACGCAACGAUGAACCGAAAUUAAUCUGGAAGUCGGAAAACCAUCAGACAAUAGGGGAAUUAUUUAUAGGAUUUUUAAGGUUUUUUUCCAAAGAUUUUCGAUAUGAAAAAUAUGCGAUUAGCGUUCGAAUGGGUUGUCUAAUGGAUAAGGAAGAGUUUCUUGAUAAUGAUUCAACCAAUUAUGGAGAUGCUCUUCUAGCCAUCGAAGAACCCUUCGAUUUUAGUAAUACAGCUCGAUCUGUUUACGAUGAAAACGAAUUCGAACGUAUCGUUCGUGUUUUUCGUCGAAGUUAUUUUAUAAUUGAGAAAACGAAGACCUUCUCUUCACUUCUCAUUGAACAAAUUGAUUAA